This is a messenger RNA of Parathielavia appendiculata, 1055 nucleotides long. RefSeq lists its product as uncharacterized. NCBI's taxonomy places the organism in Eukaryota, Fungi, Ascomycota, Sordariomycetes, Sordariales, Chaetomiaceae. The coding region runs from base 95 to 730 and encodes 211 amino acids. The transcript has 3 exons. The record is from RefSeq and is a predicted model, not a curated record.
CGUCGCAGUUGGAUCAUUCCUGAUCCAGUCCGUCAAACUCUCCUUCACUCUCGCACCGCGCUCCAACCCGCCGUACACCAUCGCCAUCGUCACCAUGGGCGCUCAUGGACUUCUCGCCGUCGGCGUCCCGCCGCAGCCACUCUGGCUCCUCUACAUCAAGAUCGCCAUAUUGGUCCUCUCUAUCAUCGUCCUUGGCCUCGGCGCCUAUACGUUGUCGGUCGCAACCCUUGGCGAUGAUCCUGGUGCGCUGGAUGUUUUCGUCGCCCUUUGGAGCUUCAUUACCUACGGCGGGGCCGCCGCAUUCGAGAUCUGGGCGCCCCGAUUAUUCUACCGCAUCGUUGCCCUCGUCCUCCAGAUCUUGAGCAUCAUUUUCUGGCUUUCCGCGUGGGCCUACUCAGCAUCCGUUGCUGCACAUGUCUUUAGAGUGUAUUCUGGCGGUAAGCUCGGCGCGGCGCAGAGCUAUGGCGGAGCCCUCGGGGGCUGUGCUGGUCUCGGCGCAAUUGUCUGGGUCCUCACCAUCGUACACCUCGUGUUCUUCAUCCGCGCCUGCCUCAUGGACAACACGGCUCCCGGUCAGGCCGAGCUCGGCCAGGUCAAGACCGAGGCCGCGCCGCAGCAGUACGGUCAGCAGCAGGCUUACGCUCCUGUGCAGCAGUACGCGCCUCAGCAGCCUCAGCAGCCUUACGCCCCGCAACAGCCGUACCCUCAGCAGCCCUAUCCGGGCCAGUAAACCCCUAAUGUCUAGCAUAUGAUUUCCUACACCAGCAGUCUUGUCAAGAUUGGAUGCGUGGGAGGCUUACGAGGGCGAGUUUCUUUGUUUUAAUAUGUGUUGGUUCAUCGGCAUGAGUAAUGAGCAGACUGGAAGUUGAAGCAGUGUUGCGAAGCUUUUCUCUUGGUCGUUUCGGCUCCGACUUGCACGGCGGAGCGUUGAGUUUGUUUUUAUUGUAUACCACAUACCCGGCAAAGUGUCAGAAGGUCAGGUCAGAGUCAGAAAUCGAUACCCAUGAUGUGCUUCUGUAUGCGACAUCAUCAGCAACCUGCACUUCGGAGUUGUG